Messenger RNA from Gossypium raimondii (Peruvian cotton), 2008 nucleotides. RefSeq lists its product as uncharacterized. Bases 664 to 1488 code for a protein of 274 amino acids. The record is from RefSeq and is a predicted model, not a curated record. Gene Ontology annotation, biological process: positive regulation of SREBP signaling pathway. The transcript has 13 exons. Lineage: Eukaryota; Viridiplantae; Streptophyta; Magnoliopsida; Malvales; Malvaceae.
GAUAAAAUAAAAUGUAUGAAUAUGCAAAGCCUAUCCUAAUCCUCUUGAGGUGGAGGAAAUUUUGUCAAAAAUUGAGCCACUUGAUCCUCCAAAAUAGACAUCCUAGACCCCAUACUAUGAAACGCAUCGUGGACCUCUACUUGACAACCUCAGAAUUCAUCUCCCAAAGAGUUAAUCGCACCAAGAAGCACGUUACUUAGCUCGUCUGAAAUAGGAGCAACUUGAGAGGAGCCAACUGAAUGAGUAGGAGGAGGAGCUGGAACCUCAUCGUGACUGCCCUCAACAUCUUCAUCAUCUUGAGCUGUUGGUAUCGAAUGAAGAAGAGAAGUCUUUUGCUCCACUAGAUCUAAUUCAAUGUGGUGGAGCAUUUUUUUUCAAUUCAGAAAUUAUCAUAGCAAGUAGUCUGCUCCAACGCAAAUUUCAUGUUCAAUGAAGCUACACAAGAAAAAAAACCCCUAAAAAUAAUGGUAACUAAAUUUAAGAGAAAGAAAGGAGAAAAGAGCGAAGAAAUUGCUUAGAGGCUAAAGAAAAACUCUCGUACCAAGUCGGGCUGUUCCUUCAACAAAUAGCUUGCAUUUGUCGUCUCGGGUACCGAAUCUAGAGGGAGACAGCGAAGGAAGAAUAAUAAGAAAUUGUUGAUCGGUUCUAAUAUCCAAGACGAUAAUGUCAAAAUCCAAAUCAUGGCUAAGUUUAUCCUGGGUUUUCGUUAUACAACUCCUUUUUCAAUCGUCAUCGACAAUUGCUGCCACCAGAAAGGAGAUUGGCUUUCCAGAGAGGCGCAUUUGCAGAACAACAGUUCAAGGAAGAUAUUUAUUAUCUGAUGAUAAUGGCUAUGUGUGUGAUGCUCUCUCAUUGGAUCCGCAGUACCGUUGCUGUCCUGAAAGAGGAGACAAAUUCUCUUGCCGUGGAUGCAACGUUCUUUCACAGUGUUGUAACUCCUAUGAAUUUUGUGUUUCAUGCUGCCUACACCCUGCACGAACACAAAAGGAACAAGUUUUGAAACUAAAAAUAGCUAAGCCAUCUACAUCAGGGACAUAUCUCAGUGUCUUUGACUUUUGUGCUGGGAGGUGUCGGCAUAACUCUGAAAGUGUGGUUCAUGAAAAUGCCUAUGUUAAUGAUUUUCAUCAUUGCUUUUCUUUGCCAUCAAAUUCUUCUGGGUCAUCCAUCUCACCUGUAGAAGCCAGACUGAAUGGUAUUAAUGUUGUCAUUGGAAGGCAAGGAGAGUCUUGUGAUUCAGUUUGCAAGUCAAAUGGACAAUCAUGCGUACUAAAUAAGCUUUUGAUACUUAACCAGUGUGAUAUUAUCCAGAAAUAUAUGAGCUGCAAAGGAGCAUGCUUGGCAAGCAUUGGACCCGAUCAACCUGCUGAAGUUGUAGAUGAUGCUCCCAAAAAUUUGAAUCCAGGAGCAUGCUUGUAUACUCGAACACAAUCAAUGCUAUCUUGUGAUGGUUCUCAUCGGCAUACCAGGAGACUUUGUCCCUGUGCAUAGUGCAUCAUCACCUUGGUGAGUUUGGUUCUUUUAUUGACUAUUAGGAAUUUUUUUCAAUGUCAGAAGAUAACUGCAUUGUUGCUGUGAUCUUGUUAGAAUAUUGGUGGGACAGUUUCAGAGUCGAAUCAUGUCUUAAGUCGGGCUAUUUAUUCCCGAGUACUUCUUGAAGGCGUCAGACUUUCAGGAGACAAAUUUUUGCAUUGGACCUAUAAACGUACCUGUUGGUGUUUCGAUAUGAAUUUGUUAGGACAGAAAUGUAUAGGGUUGCACGUGUCUUGACAUUGUUGUAUAAUAUUAGAUGCAAAAUGCCAUUGACAUGCUAAUUUAAGUUCAAAUUGUGGAAAUGGGAACUUUUUAUCCCUGUCAAUGGGGUGAAAUCAAGGGGAAAAUGUUAUUACCUGCAAGCAAAGCAUUGAAUUCUGACUUUGCUUCCAAGUAAACUGAUAGCGUAAGCUAUGUUUUGGAGUUCUUUUAAAAAUUCUCGUCUUGAAUAAGAGGGAUAUGGUUUCAAUGUUGAUCA